Xyrichtys novacula (pearly razorfish) is the source of this 29420-nucleotide messenger RNA. NCBI's taxonomy places the organism in Eukaryota, Metazoa, Chordata, Actinopteri, Labriformes, Labridae. The record is from the annotation of a GenBank genome assembly.
GAUCCUGCAGGAGUAAGAGUCCAGGUGGAACAGUUCCGCGCUCACACACACGCUCGCUCGCUGCUUGUGGAUUUUUGGGGAACAGUGCGAAAGGAUUUACUUUCCUGAACACCUGGUGGACUGUCUUACCUUCACAGGUACGUUCACUAUCUUUACUCGGAGCAGACUCGGAUGGAAAACAGAAAGCUACCAUUCAGCUGCGCCUAUGAAGUGGCGUUUUGUGUCUGCUGCUGCGUGGCAUGGAUGAUUUACCAUGAUUUCAAAUGAUGCGUAAUUUACGCACGAUCGAUGUGAAAACGUCCGAGCGCGUUUCUGUGCUUUUCAUAAACUUUAGCUGACAUGUUAAAGUUUUGAAACUUAUUUGUUUACUUUUGUUUAGUAAAUGAUGAGAGUUUAAUUUCAGCUGAGCUCCUCAGAUUUGACAGAUUGCCCAAAUAAGCGAGCUGCUGCUUGAAUUCAAAGUUUGUUUGACAUGUUUUCCUUUUUUUCUCCUGGUAACACCCUCCCCUCUUCUUUCUUAAAGUAAAUGUUUUAUCUGAAUGAAAUCAGCCACGAUCAUUCAUGCUGCAGCCUGUGGAGGAAACUCAUCCAGCUUUCAGAAUAUAUUUCUGUCUUUUUUCCCUAACUGGUUAUCUUAAGCUUUUAUUUUGAAAUGACUCAUUUGGUUUGUAUAAAAAGUAGAAAUCUAAGAGGAGAGUUGAGGUGUUUGUUUUUCUAUACUGUACAUGGUCUGACGUUUUUCUGUGUAUUUCCUCCGACAUUUCUAUACGGUUUGAAGCAGCCUGAUUAAGAGCAGGUGGUCUCCAUACAACAUGUCCAGCAGCAGACUGCAGGCUGUGGCUUGCACUGAAGCUAGUGCCAAGAAUUAAAGUAAUUCAGCCUGUUCAGUGCUUGAUAAACAAAUACUGUCCCUGAAGCAGCACCCAAAAGGCUACAGAGCUGACCUUGUAGAGACAUGUUGGCUCUCCUCUGCGUCUGAUCUCUCCUAUGGCACUUCUCUUGGCUUGUUGCUGCAACGCUUGGCACAUCUAACAUGCUUACAGUACGUUUCUGACACCUGUGAAUGCUGGGAUUUUACACUCUCUGGCACUGGGUGUGUGCGAAUACUGUCUCAGGCAUGCAUUCACUGGAAUCAGCGAGGAACAGCUUGAAACCAGGUUCUAGGUGGGUCAGGAUUGCAAAUAAGCCUUAAAACUUUAACUGUAUUUAUAUCCCAGAAUGAGCUGCUGAGAUGGGAUGGAUAAAAACAUCAACAAGGGAAACAACCAGACAAAGGUUACUCCAUAAACUUCGCAAAUAAGCACGACUGACUUUGGAUAGAUCUUUUAAAAACUGCUUCUUUUCUCUCACAUCGACACCAAAGAUAGAGUUGUGUUUUUCUCUGUUUACACGAUAAUGCAGAAAUGAAAAAAACAGAAGGUGGCAAUGAUGUGUAAUCAGACUGUCAUGUACAUGACUGCAUCUUCUUGAGCAACUAGAAACCGGAAACAGUCUGAUGUGUUUAUUCACCUCCUCACCAUUAUGAAAUGAUGAAGUAAAGUUCAGCUUCCUCAUUUACCAAAUAAACUUAACAGUACUUCCAUACAUAUGAAUGUUUAGCCUUUAGUUGGAGCCUUUUGCUGCAUGUCAGAGCCAAGGUCAUACCCCUCCCCUAGUGGUCCAAUCUGUCCACAACCAACUCAAAAGCGGCACCAGAUUGAUUUAUUUUCUGAAUACGUGAACACAUAAGUUCCAUGACAGGUCAUUCCUGCAGAUGGAGUACGCAGUGUGGAGUCCAAGUGUCGUUAUUUUCUGCCUGAAACAGCUAUCAGUUAAAGCUCAGCAUCCAUACUGAAGAAGAAGCAAACAUACUUAUGCCCACAUCGGUCUUAAAAUGAGGUGAAGUCAGAUGAAAGCAGAGCAGCACUGUCAGGAUUUUUAAAAGGUGCAUUUGUACGAUCUUAGGAUGAGUGUAAGGGUUCACAAUGCAUCCCCAAAGAAAGCUUGGAAGUGCACAUGUCUUGUCGCCUUGUCUCUGUGCAUCAUUAUACUUCUCUGAGGCUAAUAGUAGGCUAGGUAGGAAGACCACCCCCUUGCUUUCUCCUCAUACGCCUGCUUCACCUCAACCGUGCACCGACCAAAAACUCCGGACUAAAACUGUCACUGAGCUCCUCUGCCUCAUGCUAUCUUCAUUUUGUUGCUCCACUGCUGUCCAGUGGGAUUGUUGCAUCAACCCAUGCAUUGACUUAACUCAUACAGUGACCCGAGUGUGUUUCCAAAUUUUUAGGGACACAAUGGAAGAAUAAGUUGAGGCUGCCGGCUCAAUCCUGGUGUUUUUAGGUAACCAGGUGAAAUUUCAUUAUAUGAACGACAGUAUUUGCUGCAGACACACCUCAUUCUCAGCAGGAAUUAGAGCAGACACACUCCUGGUAAACAGUGGAAACUCUCUGCACCCUACGCCUCAUUUAGUGCCCAGAUUGUACACUACUUCAAACGUUAUCAAACAAACCCUUAUUCAAAGAGCUAACUUCACGGCUAAUGUGCACAGUGUUUGGUCAAAGGUCACUUCAUUGGUGCCUGGUGAAGAUAAAGUUACUACAAAUCAGUAAAAACAAGUUAAAAUGAACAAGAUGGAGAAAAAAUGUGAAGUCCUUCUCCAUGUUCAUUGUACUGAACACCCUGAAUAUCUCACCAGGUUUCUGCACAGAAACAGCUGCAGCAGAUGUCCUGCUGUGAGAACUUUUCAGAACCUUUACCUGCAGGAAACGUGUUCGAUCACCACUUCUGCUGAAUUUAUCUUUAACACAAGUACCUGCAUUUCUAUUUCAGCUCGAAUAAGAUAAUAUGUUGUAUUCCUGCAGCUUCUCUCUGAAACUGUGAACAACUCUCUCAGAGCAUUAUCAGCUCUUAUCAACAGCAGCCAUCAAACACCCCUGAGACUGCUGCAGCACUCACCCCUGUGUGUGGUCUGCUCAUGUUUUCAGAGCCUGUGUAUGCUGCUCUUUGAAAAUAGGCACAUCCAGCUCCUGUACAUCCUGUUUGCAUUACGGUCAUUGUGUACCUGCGACUCUCCUGCAGGUGUGACUUCAUCUGCUAAUCAUGCAUGAAAAAAAAACAACUGUGGUUUUUUUUUCUUUGCAGCAGAAAGAAGUUCAUAAAGUUCAUCUGACUGCAGCAGCUGACAGAAAAACAGAGCCCAGCGUUGUGUAAUCCUGGUGGAGGCUGUUUUGUAAUCCCUGUUGUAGUGAGAAUGUUGCCAUGAAUUGAAUUUCUCAUUAAGUCCUAAAACUAUGUGACCCGUCUGAGCCGCAGGGUUUAAGAUGACUGAGCUGAAGAGGGACAUUUCACCGUCUGCAGCCGCUGAGAAAAAGUUGAGCUCAGUUUUUGUGAGGCGUCGCUUAGUGAGUUGUUACUAUUCUCAGGUCUUAAUAUUUAAAACAGUGGGGCAAAGAUAUCUCAAUAAGUAGACAUCCUUAAACUGUUAUUUAGAGACACCUUGAUGGGCAUCGUUCUUCUUUCACUGUGCUCAUCUUUAAAAUACUAGUUUGUUCUCAAAGGAAGUAGUCUGAUAGUCAAUUAUGACCCAUUUUUGAUGGUCAAUUCUUGUUAGAUUAUGAUUUUUAGUUCACACACAGCUGAGACUAAGACAGGCUACGAUUUCUUUUUUUUUCUUUUGUGUUUAAGCCGCUUAAAUUCAGCUGCUGGGACGUUAAGCUAAACACUCCCGCUGCACUAAUGUCAGAGGUUCAUAUGUCUUUGGUCGAACUUCUGCUGCUGAUGUGAUGCACGUAAAAAUCUCAUCAUGUACAGCAGGAAGAAAAAAGACUGCUUAGAAGUUGCAUCUUAGGAAACUGCUCUGAUUAAACCGUUAUAGUUGGGUCAUUAAGUUCUGCAAAUUCACUUACUUCAUCAUUAAUUGCUUUCAGCUUUGGUUUCUCUCAGCUAAACUUUCUGCACUUCUGAACUGCUUGUUGAAUCCAAUUUCAAGAUUCAAUGUCAGAUUUGGUCAGAGGCUCAAACAACUUAAAAAUCAAUCACACCCCGUAGACUCACAUCAAGUUCUAUCAGAAUCUCUACAAUUUAAUAAAAACCUGAUUGCAGAGCACAUUAAAGACCCGCUGUGAUGUUAGCUGCUGCUUUGUGUUUCUUCUGCUACUUCACAGAUGACUUGAAAGAUGUGUCAAAGCUCGAAGACAUUUUUCUUCCUCUCUGAAUACUUAAAGCACAUGUUUUGCAAAUUGCAGCCACGCUAUCCUCCUCUGAAGUGGUGAAAAACAUCCACAGCAGUGACCCGCUCUGACUCUCGCUAGCUUGGCGUAGCUAUGUAGAUCUCAUUUAUACUUGCUCCUAUAUUGCUAGUCAGUCAAUGACAGCAGCUCUGAUCAGAUGAUUUUACUAGAUUAGACUGUAUCAUUAAAACCUCGAACAAAAUGAAGGAAAUCAAGGCCUGAAAAUACUCCCCAGAAAUACACACAUGCAGAAUCAGCUGCUUGUUAUGAAGGAAAAAGUUCAUAUGGAGAACAAAAGAGGGGAAAUACAAUCUGCUGUUUCACCAUCCCAGAACCUCUUGGUGGUCGUUCUCCAAUCAUUUAGCUUUAGUUUAUGUCUUUAAACAGAUAAGUGCAGGCAGGUGCAGCUAACAUGGUCCAUCGUCUCACAACAGAGGCUCCAUUCUUGCGUCUCAAGUUCCUGGUCACUUUUUAAAUGAAGGCAACAAACAGGAAAGAAUGUCUGUUAUUACUGAUGCCGGCCACACCAGAUUCCUCAAGUUUGCCAGCGCUCCCAAAGGCCAAACCGUGGUCAGACGACUGGCGAUGGGUGACUGUGUUAUUUUUUUAAGAUUAUAUGUUGGACUUCUUGGAUAGACGAGUGUCGAGAAGAGAAACGCUGAGGAAGAGAGAGAGAGAGAGAGAGAGCUCGACUUGGACAAAAAUCACGCAAGAUCAGGAAUCAUCCUGCUGUCAGUGUCUGUGCUUUGUUCACUGAGCUGAUCCCGGUACACUGUGAAUAAUAUCUGAACUAUUCCUUUAAAAGAGACUUGCUUUCACCCUUCAUUGUGUCUGUCUUGUACACCUGUAGUUUUGCAUGAUUUGCUGCUUAAAAACCUCCUUAUCUAUCUCACUCUGGCGCCUGUGAGAACCCUCAUCUCAGCACGCUUCGUUUUGGCUGCUUUUACACUAAUACGGGUGUUACUUUUUACACAGUCCCUAUAAUGUGGUUGCUAUUGUUCCAUCUGCAGCUGUUAUAAUGUUACUUACAGCUUCAGGUUGUUAUGUAUGUUUUAAACACAGUAGGUCUCCUUUAAGGUGGAUUUUUUUUGUCAAAACUGACCUGAAGCGUCUUUUUUCAUCCACAGCUACACAAAUCUAAAAAUGUACGUCUCCAAAAGUACAGACAGCAAAAGACAGACCUUUAAAAACAAAAGUUGAUUUCAGUGAUCGAAACAUUUCUCUCUGACUGUCUAUGGACUAGCUGUAAAUUAGAGAUGCGGAUGGACCUCAGGUUGUCUCAGAUGACUCUGCAGAAGCUCUGCCGUUCUUUAUCCUGGUAAUAACAGACAAAAAUGCAUGAUACAGAUACCUAUACAUUAGCAGGCCACCCUGUUGGUUGUUUAUUAUAGUUGUAUGUCUUUAAACCCUCACAUGUAUACUGUGGCCUCCUACUGUAGCUACCUGAGCGUUUGAUAAGGUCUCUGUUUGUUUAUGUUAGUCUUUGUGUGUUUGUGUGGGGCGGAGAGAUCCUCAGGAUCUAUUAUCUCCUGCAGAGGAAACUCCCUCCAGUUUUUGUGAAGGGAUGUCAUUUUCUGUGUUUCACUGCAGGAGAAGGAGGCUCACACUGAAGAUGUAAAUUAAACAGUCUGAAAUUAUUGUCUUUUUGCAGCUUUUAUUUUGUUCUACAGUGACGUCACGCCUCCUUCAGAAACAGCAGGGUUUCUGAAUGAAGGCUCUUUGUGGUGUUGUUGUGUGCUAAACAUAGUUCUCUCUCAGGUUCGAACCCCCAGCAGGUGUCUGGUGGAUCGAAUGUACUUUUUGAUUAACCGCUAACACGCUGACUCACCUCUCUCACGCUGCAGGUCUGUCUCCUGUACUGUAGAUGUAAAUAUCUGCCCCAGCUUGUUCCCCGCCUCGGCUUUCUUCCCCUGUGAGGACAAAUUGUAGUCCUGACUGUGCAGCAGGGAUCUACCUGCCUGUCAAAGCACAACACUGUGGAAAAAUCAUGUCAGUGCUCAUGAAUGUCAAAUAAAAAUGUAGAGCUGCAUCGGGGAAAGUCCGAUCUCUGCCAACUGUAGCUAUAUUAAUAUAUGCUUAACAUGGCCUGGUAUGUUUGUGGUGUGUAUUUGCCCUAAAACUGUCAUCACUGAAUGCAAAAUCAUGCACUUCACUUCACAGCAAGAACCUCAAGAAUGCAAAACUGAGAGCUGUACAUGGAAUAACUUAAAGAGUCAUGUAUCAGAUGUUAUAACGCUGUAAUCAUCCUGGAGAGCGUUAGCGGCCCACCACAAGGACGCUAUUGUUGAGGAGACAAGGCGACUCACUGGAAUUAAGCAGAAUAUCAAUGAGAUUUUUGGCUUUCUAACAUGCAAUUAAAUAAAAUGACUCACUCUGUAUCAGAUCAGAACUGUUUCCAGCUAAUCUGAGCCACUGACAUCAUUUGCCCGUAUCCUAAAUGCCUUCCACUGAGUGUCACGCAAAAUAGGGCUGGGAGAUAAACUGAAAAUUUACAGAUACCGAAAUUUACGACAAUUACCAACGUCAUUUUUUCCAUAUCGGUAUAUUCGGAAAAGACAGGUAAGGAGAUGGAGGACGGUUCAAAAGUUGUAGUGGCUGCAGAGGCAGGGUGAGCAGCUUGUGGAGUAGUUAUCGUCCAUUUAUGGUUAUGGAGGUGAACUGAUCAAUAUAUCGUGAUACUGAUUUGAGGCCAUAUUGCCCAGCCCUAAGGCAAAAUGAUAACAUGACCCAACAGGAGAGGGAUUGAAAGAGUCUCUAGAAAGGAAAAAAAUAUCCACUGCACUUUUCAGCAGAAGCUCAGAAGGAAAAGUUUGUUGAGUCAUGUUAGGGCUGGGUGAGGAACCUUUAGCCAAGUUUCAAAAGACACGACAAAUAGAGCCGAGUAGAAAAGUAGGGUUGCUGCUCCUUCACGUCAAGAGGAGUCAGAUGAAGUGGCUUGGGCGUCUGAUGAAGAUGGCCUGGGAAAGCCUUGGGGUCCCUGCUUAGGCUGCUGCCCCUGUGACCUGACUCUGGAUAAGUGGUGGGUGGAUGGAAGUAAAUCUCCACCAGAGAUUAGCAGGUUCAAAACAAUUCUGUAUCGGCUUUACUUUGGAAACCAAGAGACCAGGACCACCUCUGAUACACAGUAUAAGGAUUAGGUAAACAAUAAGUUUACUGGCACUCAGCUCUUGGAUGUGUGACUUUGAGGAACUGCUAACCCUCUGAGGUGGUUACUCAUAAUUUUUAAAACCAUCGUUCAUGACAGGGAGUUCAGUCGACAUAAUGUGCUUUCACACUCAGAACAACCCCCGUCUAAAGAGUUUGGCUCUGUAGCUCCAGGACAUCUAAGUAGUUCUAAUGAGGUCUCCACCAACAAUUAUCCUCUUUUUUUCAGGUAAACCAGGUGUCCUCGUACGUUUAGUUUUCACUGUACUACAUAAAGUCUCAGUCAGGCUGAACUGCUCUGCACUGUAUCUGACCCUGCCUCAGAUCUCGCCGUCCGAUCACUUGAUUGAACCUGCUGGUGUGUGGCGAAAGUGGCAGACGUGACGCCGCCCUCCUGGGAGGUACAACAUUCCUGCGUUAACAGGGAGGCCUCAGUCAUCGCCUCCGCGGUGAGGAGCUCCGUGCUGCCGACCGCCCCCGCCUGGAGCGAGGACUGUGGCAGCUCUUACAUGCAGAUCAUCCUGCAGCGAGUGUCAGAGUGUUUGUAGCUGUCUGUCUGGGCUCUGACUCUAACAGCUCAGUUGUAGUUAUCUGCUGCGCUAUCAUUACCCCAGCGGAGUCUGGAAUGACGUCUCGGCGGCUCACUUCUGUUCUUGUCAUUGCAGACUUCACCUCUGAUUUAUGUCUUUACAUGUGUUUAACUCGUGGAUGAGGAUGACAGACACAUCCUCAGACUUUCUCUGCACUGUAAACGGACUUUACUUCAAACAAACAAAGAUCUGAUUGAACACAGCUCUCCAUUACUCAGACGUUAAAUUACAUCUGUGUGCGCCCUCUAAUCGAGUCUGAUAGAGCGAGGACUGACACUAUGUUUUGUCUCAGCUCCCAGAUGUUCACUUCAGAGCCUCUGAUUGGCUAAUACUCUUGACCUUUAGUGCCCAUACAAAGCUAAAUGAGUCAUUCAGCUGUGUGUGAAGUUACAGUCAACAGUCUGUUUCCUAUUUAUCCAGAAAUCUCUGGAAAGUGUUCCUCAGUGGCAUUCGGUUUACUCUGUCUUGUUUCCAGCUGACAUUUCACACUCGGGACUGUUUAUGAAAGUGUUCAAAGUUACUUUCAGUGAGUGAGCAGGAUGGGGAAAAUGGGUCACAGAGGAUAAAAGUGGAAUUGUGCUUCUUCUCCUCUCUCUCUCUCUCUUUUUUAAGGUUUGAAAGUUAUAGAAGAAAAUCUGGCGGAGCCGCUGAACCUGCACACCUCUCAUCAUGAUCAGAGCAUCACUCACUGCUGUCUGCCUCGGUGAGAAACACAUCUGUCUCUCUGCUGGUUUUAAAUCUAUCAACUUUGACUACAGGGAUCUAUAUUUCCAGAAGUAAAGAAGGCACCAAGUGAGAAAAUAAGAUCUUAAUACACCUGACCAAAGCAGAUGGAGCCUGAAGGGACUUGAAUCCACCUAAACCAUCGAUUCACUUUGCAUUAAGUAAAUAACCGAAGUAAAUAUGAUCACAGAUGGUACAGAAGAGAAUCAAAUUAGGACUUGGCGCAUGAAAAUUCAAUUUUUUUACUGAAAAUAAAGUCAAUAAGGUAAAGUUGAAAAGUAGCUAAAAGGUAAAUUUAAAUAAAAGUGAGUUUUCAGAAGUGAGACGUCUCUAAUUCUGCACACAAAGGUCAUUCCAGAGUCAUUCCUCGACUCUGGGACGACCAGCAAGGCGUCACCUGAGGAUCUCAGACUGCGGGACGGCUCAAACGCUGUCAGCAUUUCUAUAUGUUGACUCGGAGAAAGACCCAGACGAGUUUUAAAAGUGAUCAGUAAAAUCUGAAAAUCAAUCUGAAAAUCACAGGAAGUCAGUGAAGGGAGGCGAGGACGAGAGUGACGUGAUGUCGUCGGUUAAAACCAGUAAGAAUAGAAACCAAUAGUUAGAGAGCAGGUAAGCUUAAUUAAAAAAACACAUUAGAGCACAAACUGCUGAACUUAUGAAAAUAAUCAUCAGCUCUUUUGUCGUUGCACAGAUUGCAGGACAGGAUAUUGACACUAAUGUUUUUACCACAGCAUCAAAAGGCUGAGGAAAGUUUCCCAAACUCCUGUCCAUAGAUUGAUUUGACUUGACAUCUGUUGUUGAGAUCUGGUCAUUGUGAGGUUCUGACCAAUCAGAAUUGAGUAUUUAACACAGUCAGUGGACAAAUGUGUCUGUACAGUAUUUCAGCUUCUGAUACUCAGCUAAUAUUUACUGAAUUUAGGUGCAUCCUCAGAAAUAGUCUCUUUUUUUGACCACUCUCAUGUGAAUCUCUCUUCCUCACCACAGCACUCCUCCUGUCCUGUGUCUGCUGGGCCAAGCCGAACGGGUCAAAGAACAAGAAACCAAAGCAAGGUACACUCCAUCAACAAAACCAGACUGUAGUCCUCCUGUAUCUCAGACCAGAAUACAGUUUCUAAUCCAGUCCUCGUUAAUGGAGCCUUGAUUUUGGCUCCAUUAACGAAAAGUGAAAGUGAAUCAACACUGAAGGCCACAAACCCAAAAAUCAAAAGCAUAGGAAAAGUCUCUUGAUUCUGUUGUUAGAGUUGCAUAACGCAUCAUUUAUCUUUUCUUCCACAGUUGUUCCAGCCAUAGAGUGUGAUGUCAGAGCUGGGAAGAUAAAUCUCCCAGAGUUUAUAGUCAAAUGUCCGGCACACUGCAAGGAGACGAAGCAACAGGUUUAUGGAACGAGCGUGUUCGCUUCCAUCUCCAGCAUCUGCAACGCAGCCAUCCACAGGUCAGUAAUGAAAGCUCAAUAAAAGUCAUGUGAUGUUUUUAUGGCCGUCAGACUUGAAUUGAACAUUUUUAUAUUCUCAGUGGAGUCAUCACAAACGCAGGAGGGAAGGUGAUCGUGAGGAAGAUGGCCGGACAGAACAUCUACAAAGGUAGCAACUCGUACGGAGUGCGCUCGCUGUCUUUGCCGAAGUGGAGGGAGUCAUUUGUUGUCUCAGGUAUUAAUGAUCAAAUUAACGAGGAACAAAUGUCUUUCUUUUUAAUAAACAUUCAAACCAACAACUGGCUCUCUUGUAUUUCAGUGGGGAAACCCAAAAAAGGAGUAAUCUACCCAUCCACCCUGGACUAUGUGCCCUCAAGGCCGACUUAUGUAAAAACAGGUGAGCUGAAGGUCGAUCCUUCACUUUAAUGUGGUGCAUCACUAUGACUGGAGUGUGUUUCUGCGAUUAGGACGGAGUAGAGAGUGUUUUUGUGAGGUUGAGAUAUUAGGUCAAUGUUAAUAACAAAAUAAUCGACAUCCAGAUCAAAAGACCCCCACGUGAUGAUUACAGGACAGAACCAGCAAAGAAAAGGACACGAAGAGCAGACUAAAUUUGAGGUGGUUCAGGUGUCUGAUUGGGAUGUCACCUUUGAGGGUUUUCUGAGUGCAUUCAACUGGGAGGAGAACCGAGGUUGACCAGAGCUUGCUCAAAGGAUUAUGUCUCCCAUCUGGCUUGGGGUAUGGAUAUUUGGGUGGAUUUGCUUAAAAGCCUGCUGCCACUGUGACCCAACCCCAGAUAAGACGGUGAAAAUAAAUGGACUUAGGCCUCAGUACAAUUAAGACCAAUUGUUUGAUUAGGUCAAGUUAGGGUCAUUGUUAUCGAAGAAGUGUCUAUCCUUAAGAUGGUUAGGGUUACUUUUGUUUGACUCGUACAUAAAUGUAUUUGGUCUUUCUUCGCCUUCCUGCGCUCUUAUCUUUAAGUACCUCAAUGCCUCCAUACAGGCUGGGCACCACCUUGUUGGGACAUGCCAACUAAAAUAAACUUUACAAUCUCAAUCAACAAGUGACUGAGUGUAAGAAGCAAAAAGUAUUUUGUACUUUGUUUUGAACAUUUUUGAUUCUGUGAAAAAGUUUGACAUUUUAAUUUGGAGCUUGAUGGGGAUUGACUCAUUUUGGACAGCAGCCUCAAGUGGACAGUUUAGGAACUGCAGUUGUUUUGCACAUUUGCUCCAUUUAUGAAUCCCUACACUUGUCGCAAGGAUAGAGUAAAGAUUUUUCCUCAUUGAAAUGCUUUAAAGGUAGAGAUUUGAAACCUCUCACCUUCUGACCAGAUUCAGUCCGGUUUAAACUCAGACCUGGAGACUCCCUCUGAUCUACAAAUCACGGGACCAGUGUUUUCAGGGGACAAGAGGUUGCCUGAUAGACAUCCUUGCGCUUGACUCUGGCAUGUUGAACUUCGCUCAGGUUGAACGAGGAGUCAAAGCGCUGCAGCCUGCUAAGGAAUGCCAAGAAUGCAUGACAACACAGCCGUUACUGUAGACGUUCUUCCUCCCCGUCCAUCCGUCAUGAACAUGACCGCCUUCAUCUGUCAUCUCUUCGCAGGUCAGAAGGAGGCCAAAGCGCCUGCGGUCACCACGGUGCUGCCUGCUACUACAGCACCUGAACCCACCACGACAACAACACCUGAACCCACCACCACCAUCGCUACCACCACAACACCGGCUCCCACGACUACUACGCCCCCACCCACCACGACCAAGGCUCGAGCUGCUGUGCACAAAGUCAGGGAUGCAGGUGAUUCAAACAAACAUCAUCUUUCAUGCAUACAUGUAAGAAAAGCUCAGUUUUUCACUGAAAUCAUGGAUCCAUGUAUGUCAUGUUGAGGAUUGUGUUUUCACUGGGAUUAAGAACAAACGAUCCAGUAAAACCGAUCCAAACUGUCGAUCCAGUGACGUAGAAACUAACAACGUUUGAAGCUUUUGACUCGAGACGCUGCUCACCAGAACAAGUUUUGAUUUGUGUGAAAAUGAGUGAUGAAGACAAAUCGCUGCAGUGCUAAAAUCCACAAUUAUGACAAAUUACAGCCGGUCUGUGAUGAAGUACAAACUGUGAAGUUGAGUGAUGAGUCGACCAUGAACAAGUCAGGAACCUGCAAAAGUCAGGAGACUACUGAGAGCAGCUAUGUUCUCUAUACCACAACCUUUUUCCUCAAACACCCAUAAAAAGUUGAUGAUCUCUCUCUACUCUGAAAUAGUGUCUCCACCAGCAUCAGGAAUCACUUGUUGUGAGCUGAGCAUAUCAUUACAACGAAGCCAGAUUUAUUCAUAUUAAAUACUUUGAGUGAUAGAUGUUCACACUGACCAAACACAAGCCAAAAAGUUUCUAAUUUUACCCCAAGAGCAGCUCAUAAAUGAGGCAUCCUUAGAGGGGAUGAAGGGGCUGUAUUUGCCCCUGACAUGAGUCAAAUAAAGCGGCCUAAUAGACCAUCACUACUGACUGACUGUUCACUUGAUCACCAGACCAUUCAUCACUCUUAUUAAAUGAAAACAUAGCGAGAUGUUAAUCACAUUAAGUCACCCACCCGGCCCUGGAUAUUAAUGCAGAUACAGUGAGUACACAGAGCAGCAGUAUCUCCAGGUAUGUGUGUAAAUGAGAUCGGCUGUGCGCCAGAAAACCUCCCCACUAUUUCUGUCGCUUUCAUUCUCUGUAACAUUAUCUCUCCUCCCUCCAUAUUGGCACACGUUUGUUUCUUUUUUUUCUAUCCAGGCAGCAGUCACCCGUACCUUGCCUCUGUGGCAGCUGCAAGUUCAAGUAAGUGAAGCAAAGCAAACAGGUGUGACACUGGUUUCAGGCUGGUUUUGGUGGCAUUAAAGGGAUAUUCCGGCAAAAAAAUUAAUUCAGGGUCAAACACACUGUUAGAAACCCCCUCUAGAGAUGAAUGUUGCCGACCACUUGCUUCUCUAGUUAUACCAACUUUAGUAACGACCACAGGAUAGUAAUACACAGCGGUCUGAGGAGCCUUAAACACACCUUAACCAAAACGCCACUCUACAGCCACAAAUAAUGCUCAGAACAGCACUUCAUCAACAGGACAUAUAGGGUCACUGCUAUGGCACUAGCCACCAAACAUCUUUUUAACUUUGCCUAAUUUCUUUAGCAAAGAGACUAAACACAACUCACCUACUCUCUUCCAGCAGUUGCUUGUUUGUAGUGAAACCUCAGGCCAGUCCAUUAUGGACUACAGCGGGGUGACGCAGCUCAAGGAAGGACAUUUAUGAUCAUUUCUUCAUGGAAAUACAAUCAGACUGAGACGCUAAGGUAGAGGAACUACUGUGUCUGCAGUGCAAAAUGAUUAAUAUGGUGAUUAUUACUUCAAGGAAAUGAUAAAAAAUGAUCAUAAAUGUUCCUCCUUGAGCUGCGUCACCCCGCAGCAGUCCGUAAUCGUCUGGCCCGAGGUCUCGCUACAAACGAGUGGCUGCUGGAAGAGAGUAGGUGAGUUAUGUUUAGUCUCUUUGUUAAGAAAUCAGGUGAUCUAGUUAUAGUAUAACUACAGAAACAAGCAGUCGGCAACAUUCAUCUCUCGAGGGGGUGUCUAACUCUGUGUUAUGGUGCGUUUGACCCUAAAUUAAUUUUACACCGGAAUGUAAUUGUGAAUUGUGCAGGGGUCUUGUUAUAAGUUUUUCUGCAUGUAAGUGUGCACUCUGGCCCUUCAGCGAGCUCCUUCUGUGUAUUUUUAUUGGAGGAACACAUUCAGUUAACUUAUUCAAGGUGGAGAACUUAAAUCAGUCUAUUAGGGCUGUUGGUUUUGACCCUAAACUUCUUUGAAUUAUGCCACAUUAUUUCUGCUGAGAUGUGCCCACACUCUGUUGUUCUCAACACUGGUACAGGACAGUCACAGAGCAGUCAAGCCAAGAGUCAUGGCCAAGGUAAGUGCCUCAUUCUUUCAUCUAGAAAGUCUUUAACGCUCUGCUGAGUCCUCUUCUUUGAAUUAACCCUGGCAUCUCUUCAAAGUCUUCAGAGGAGGUGCCUAUCCCAAUAGAUUCCCACAACGUGCCAGUGCAGGUAAACCGAGCUUCCUGAUGAGUCUUUUUUUACUCUAUCCAAAGUCUGCUGUGACGUUCCCUCUUUCUUUUACUCGCAUAAACACUAACUGUGCAUGAUCUGUGUCCAAACAAAAACACUAACAUAGAGAUUUAUGACUCUGACUCUAACUUUGUGUAAACUCUUCCAGCUGUCGUGUUUUGGUGAAACUGACUCGUCUAGUCAUGCCGCUGUCUCUGUGAGGGUGUCCUUGGGCAUAGUGGUGUUUGAGCCUCAAUAGUGUGCAGAGUUUAAAAGAUCGUCUCAUAACGUGUCUUUCUAAAUGUCGGUCCCAGGUAUACGCAGGCCAGAAGCAGGUUCAGCCGUCAGGAGACAACCUUCCUCUCCAGUUGGUCCAGGUCAGCCUCAUCACCAACACACACACACACACACACACACACACACACACACACACACACACACACACACACACACACACACACACACACACACACACACACACACACACACACACACACACAAUCAAAGGUAGCGUGACACACAGGUAGACAUGAUGGGAUUGACAGGCAGGGCAGGUCAAGGGCAUCAGGGGUACAGAUGUCGUCGCUGGGACGAGAAUCCUGGAGACGUAAGUCCAGGCCUUGUUUUUCCACCCAUAGGCCCCUGUGAUCAUCACCCAGAGGUCACUGCUAAUCCUCUCGAUCGAGCAGCAGCUAACAUUCCUCUCAUGAUAACCGCUGUUCUCUGUCAUCAGGCACAUCCUCUUACUCGUGUUUUCACUUUCUGAGAUGAAAAGAGGCGCAUGAAGCCCAGUUAGAGCCUGCAAACACGCCCCGCAUACACCCUUUUGUUUUUGGUACCAUGCUGGGCAGAAGUAUGCCUUCAACUUCACCCAAAAACUCUGCAGCUGGGCUGCAUUUGUGGAUGCUGAAGCUCUUCUCUGCCUCCUCUUCUUUUUCCCUCCUCUUCCUCUUUUCUACUCUGUCUGCCUGUUUCUCAUUGCUACAAACAGCUUUUAACAGGGUUCAGCCGGCCCAACCAGAGCGGUCUUCAACCACGAGCCAGUCCAACCCGGGUAAGUAUCUCCAGACCCCGAGCGAGGGUCCUCACACUACAUACACACACACUCACUGACGUAGGGGAGCAGACAGUCCUGAUCACACAGAGGUAAUAAAAACCACGGUCCAAAUGUUUUAUAAAGCAGCACUAAUGUUGACCCUCUGUGGGAGUUUCGAUGCGUGGGCAGUCCUCUGCCGACAGGCGGAAACAGUUCCUCUGUACUCGGAGUGAAAAAUGAGCAGGAAGGUCUCUGUUAUUCUUCAAAGAUGAGAGAUGACGUGAUUUCUGUGUUUGAACUCCUGCAGUAGUUUGUUUGGAGUGCAGUAAGAGUCCCCCUGCAACAGGUAAUGUAUCUGACUCUACAGUAUCCUAAUGGAAGACAGCAUAUCCUAUCAUCUCAUCAGUUAGCCUGCCAUUCCCGCCCCUGCUUGUCUUGUUAGAUCUGCAAAUACAAAAAGACUUUGAGGGUGAGAGUGGAUGCCAGUCCAUUGACAGAAAACAUCUCCCUUUUUCUCCUGCCGACAGCAUCAGACUGGAGCCAAACGAUGACAAAUCUUGUAAGACUAUUAAAAAGUCAUAGAGUGAAGUAGCUCCUUUGUUAUAUUAAUUUAUGGAUCCCUGUUAAAGAAAAUUACAAGAUCCUCUUGAACAACAUUUGACAAGCUUUACAAUUUACAACCCUGAGUUUUUGGCGCCAAGGUUUGACAAAUAACAAAUCUAAAUAACGUCCAAUGCAACCUGAUAUAUUAAUAAUUCUGAUAUCAUCCAUGUAGCUACACCUCUUUUAUAUCGCACUUCAGAUGGAGAGGUACCAUCUAUCUACAUCAUCAUCACCUUAUCAUAAACCUCCAACUGUAAACGUUCUCUCUCAGACCAGGUCACUCCGAUAAUCCCGCUCUGUCAGUGCAGCUCUACUGUAGCACCUCAUGACAGAUUCCAUCUGCUCUGGCCUCUCCUGUCUCUUGUAAAUGUUUUCAGAGACAGACAAGGAUGAAAGCACCGGCACGGUAGGCAGCUCGGUGCUGCUCCCAGAGAGACCCGGUCUGCAGCUCUGCAGGAUCUGGGUCGACUCUCCAGCCUGUCAGGAAUAGAAAUCUCUUGCCAUUCAAACCAGGCGAGGUUUUGGCUCGGUGGGAAAUGUGCUUCUGUUUUUGCUUCUGUGGAAUGCAAACCAAAAGGAUCCCUGAAAUUAGUCAAAAAAACUACAGUAGAACUGCUUCAAUCAUGCUUGAUUGUAUGAUAUAAAAUCUAAAGCUGGUGCAUCUUCUGUCUGACCUUUCCCUGCAGAGAUAUGAGACUUUGUAGGUGUCUGAUCAGUGCAGUUUCUGGAUAAUUAUGUGAUACUUUAUUGAUCCCUUUAGGGAAAUUCUUUGUUUGAGGUGAAGGGUCAGAGGUCAGGAUCAGGCAGGACUCUUCAGCAGGGCGGAUGCUUGCUGUCUUUGGCGCUCUGAACUCUGAUUUAUGAGUCGGAGGCUUUUCUCUCCAGUCGUUUGCCACCCGUCUGCCCUAAACAGAUGUGUGGAUUUACUGCUCAGCUCUGUGGAAAUGUCCCGAUGCAGUUCAGCCCCACUUUCAAACGAGGUCUCCACUCUCAUUCAUGGCAUGACUGGAUAAUGCAAGAGAGUUAGAGUAUCCCUGUUCGUCCUCUGACCCCCUGGCCGUGGUGAUUACCGGGGUGGCUAUGAUUGGGAGAGUUAACCUCAAUCCUCAUAAAGCACUCAUUUUAUCAGAAGUAACAACACUGCUGUCUGCUGUGCAGCACUGUACCUUUGAGCAGCAGCAGAUUAGGCUAAUCUCUGGGUCCUACUAUCUACACUGCCCCUGGUUUGACACCUACUUUAAAAUAAUACUCCCACGCUUCACUUGGCUCUCCCACCCCGUCACCGUCAACAAAAGGACCUGCUCGCUAGCUGCCACUCGAUGGGAACCUCAGAGCCCGGCCUGAGUGUUUGUGUAAGCUACCCGUCCACCACAGGGAGGGGUUAACAGGAGUGUGUUGACGUGGAUUGGUCAGUUAAACAGAUGAAAUGCUUUGUUAUGGUUUUACUCAGCUGUUGGGGCAUCUAGUGGUCAACCACUGAGUCUGGUUGAAUAAGCUGCCUGGUGUUUUUGCCACACUUUAAGUUCAAACUUUGACUCGGUGUGAAUCGUGAUCUCCAGAGCAGCAGGUAGAAAAACAGACGAUGCUUUCUCAGUUUCUCUACCCUGGAGGUAAAAAGCAUUACGCUUAACUUCACUGCAGCAACCUUUAGUUGCUCAGUCACCGUCUGUCUGAGUGACUCCUGAACGUUAAGUGUCUGUCUCAAGGCUGAACAUCUUGUGCAUACCCCACUAAUAACCCAGCAGGUUCAGUGGAGGUCACAGGUAUGCUUCUGUCCUGAACAUAGCUCUCUAAUCUCCCCCUGCACAGCUUUUCCGAGAAGGGAGUGGGCGCCUCCCUCAGGUCCGCGUCCUGAUUGGUUCCCAGGAGCUCGAAGACCAACAGGUACAGCUUCAAUAAUCAUGCAUCAUUUCUCCCCUUCAAACCAUUCAUAAAACAUAUCCUGAAAUAUGUUUCAUGUAAGGGUUUAACAAAGGGAAGAAGGGUAUCGCUGGAAUAUCUGAAAGUAAUAAAAUGUUUCUGUUUUGGUACAUAUGCUCUUUAAACUUCCUGUUUUUGUCCUACAAAAAAACGCCAAAUUGAGUACUAAACGCUGACUUGACCUCAUCAAAACAUAGACACAGGGAAAGAGUUGGAGAUGAGGGACACAGACCAGAAGCAGUUUUUCUAACAAGACUGAAGGUUUAAUUUUCGGACAUUUUCACAUCAGACUUAAUGGAGAUUUGUUGGCUUUUGGAGCCAGCCUCAAGUGGAGGCUGAAGGAACUGCAGUUUUUUUGUACUUCUGCAUUGGCUUUAUGGUUGCCACUUAGUUAUGACAGGAAAAACAUCUUUGUUAUCUUGAUAAAAUAAAUCAAAUCUCAACAAAACUUGUCAUAUCAGCACAAGUGGAUAAAUAAAAUGUAUGGGUGCAUCAUGUCAGCUAAGGGUUUUAGUGCGCCCUGACUGUAACCCUCAUAGUCCCUGAUGCCUCCCCUUCUCUGCUGUGCAUUCAGAUGUAAGUUAUGGAGCUCCAGACUCAGGAUAUACGUGGAGUGAGACUGAUGCAUCUGAAAUGACAGGUAAGCCAAUCUCCCCCCUGAAGGCCACACACCAAGAGGGCAUGAUGUGUACUGCCCCCUGUCACUCAGGCGGGUCAGUACACAUUUUGAUGCCUCUCUGUUGCAUGCACAUACACAGCAUGCUUGAAUUAGCCAAGCAGUUUGGUAUCUGCUGACCAUGUACGUGUUGAAUUGGCUCCAUAUGUAAGUACAUGCAAUGUGUCUCUCCAAACGUGUGUUUACAUGCCAUCUGCCUGCCAUAUGAGUGGGUCCCGUGAAGUGUGGAGACGAGCACAGGGCAGGAUUAUUGUUGGUACAUGUGUGUGUGCGUGUGUGUGUGUGUGAGAGAGAGAGAGAGAGAGAGACAUUGUGAGGUGAUAAUUCUGCACAAAGCUGUUCUUUCAUUGGUCUGGGAUUGGUCAAGGGGUGCAGAGUAUGCGACCAAUCACAACCAUGAAAAUGUGGUUUCCUCUUGAGUUCAUUGUGGGAAUACUAACGGGUUUCACAACAUCCUCCUCUAGCUCGGGAUCACAGGCCUGAUAUGUCAGAAUAUGAGCGCUGGUUUUAUAACUUUGGACCGUACCGUAAGUGUGUUUUUAUUCUAUCAAGUGGGAUCUAACAAGUGUUGGGGUUCGGGUUUUAUAUGUACAAACUGUGAUGCUGAAAAGGUUGUACAUGAGUGACUGCAUGACUUUACAUAUACAAACACACCCUCAUCUUCUAUGUUGUUUUAUUGUCUUAUUUAUGCAUGAACUUGUGAAUUUGAAUUGUGUCACUCUCAUUAUACAUAUUUAGGGUAAUGCAUAUCCUGUGUGUCUUUACCGAACCUGCAGACUGCCUCAUUCAGCCUGUCAGCCCUCAAGAAACAAACUCUCGUCACAGAAUCAUUAAAUGAAAUAAAACUAAAGAAUUCAUCUGAAUACGCCCGCUGAAAAUCGGUCCAUAUGACACUCAUAAGAAACUGGAAAGCGUUGUUCGACUUGUUAGGAAACCUGCUUCUGUGCGCAGGAGUUACAAAAGAAGAUUGAUAGCUCCUGAAAGUUGGUCCAAAGACGCCAGUUAGCGUCGCUUUGCACCAAGAGUGGAAACGUAACUGUUGGCUGUCUACACAUGCUAUAAAUCCAUCUACUUACAUAUUACUACUUUUGGAUUAUUGCACAUAAAUUUCAAAAUGCAUUGGUGGUAUUCAUAGAGGGUGUGGAGUGAAGGUAGCUCUUCAAAAAAGAAGUAACCUGCUUUGGGGCGUCUACACAUUUUGUAUUAAGGCACAGUGUUGAACGUGAGUCACACGUCUUAUACUGUCAAGGGCCCAAAACAUCACUAUUACUGAAAAAUACCACAGUUAUACUCUCAGGGUCAGGGCUACACAUGUCAAACAUCAGCUGUUGGCAUUUGUACAGCUUCACUGAAUAAAAUGGAGGUGUAUCUGUUCUCUUCAAAGAAGUAAAAUACAGCCUGAUAACAGGAAGAUACUGAAUCUAUCAAGGAAGGACAAGAGUGCAGAAAUCUCCAUGUUAAAGUUUCUGAAAACACUAUUUACUGCUUCAGUGUGCAAAAAUGCACUCUGAGAUACUCCUGAAAAAGGCAAAGACGGGCUGAAAGCACCACUUUUACCCAAAGAUAUUCAAUCAGCAGAACAUAUCAGCACCAACGUAAUACACUCGGAUUUAGUCACCAUAGUUUCCUGCCCAAAAAAGGAAUAAAACCAUUAACCUGGUGAUAUGAUUAUCAGAGAUAUCUCCCCCUGAGUUGGCUUAUAGGCCGAAUAUUUCAGAGCAAAACAGACAGUCCAAUGCACAAGGAUGUGGUGCCAACAAUGAAGUAGAUCAGUACUGCAUAGAGAAGUUUGUGUUCUAAAAACAAGGAGAGGAAACACCCUCUGAGCAGACUGUUAGUCCUCAUACUAAACUAGGCUAGGUGGUUUCCAUUUUUGCAUCUAACCUUUGACAAAGAAGCUAUCCGGUUUCUCAGGAGAAAAACACUUUUUGCGUAACUUAAACAGCAAAAUAAAUAAUAGGGCGUUUUCACAACACAGCAAGCCCUCACUGUCAGAUUACAGGAUUUGGUUACAUCUGUGAGGGAACAUCCACAUCCAAGUGAAAGGGAAGUGGUUUGGAGGAGAAAGCUGGCACCACAGACAUAAAAAUACCACAACACAUCCAACCAAAUGAAACCAGAGGAGCUGAUGGAAGCAGACUGUAACACCAUGCUGUGUUUAUAUCAAAUUUAUACCAUUUCUCUCACUCUGACUUCAUUUAUCUCUUUCCUUUUAGCGCCUCGCUCCCCUGACUCAGACACUGUCCGUAAAGUACCACUGGAUACCCACACCAGAGGUGAGCAGAGUCCUGUUUAGAGUACAGAGGACAUACUGUAUUUCUGCCCUGCUUAUUAGUUGGCGUCGCUUUAGCUUUCUGAUUCAUGUAGGACUGAAAAGUUUAAGAUAAAAAAACCUCUUUUUGUAACUCAAUAAUAAAUCCUAAUGUUUGCUAACACUCAGCUUGUAUGAUAUCUGUGCAGUGGAGCCAGUAGAUGCCUGGAAGCCCGACGCUAACCUUUAUGAAUCAGGUGAGAUGGCUUGCACAUAGCAGCACCAGCACCUCUGCCCUGUUUAUGGGAUUUGCUUUUUUUUUUUAUUUUUUUUUUUUAAAUAACAGAUUAACAACAUUAUCCAGAAUAUUAUCCACAUACCUGUCGGUGGGACAAGAGAUCCUUGUGUUGUGGCACAGUUAGGGUUAAGGUCGGACUGAAGUUGUGGUCCUUGGUGGUCCAGUGGUUGAAGUUUCAUCCUGAAUAUGUAGCCUCCACCUGCAAACACCAUAGAUAUGUAAACGAUAGACGGCUUAGGCACGCUGUCAGCCAAUGGAGACCAAGGUCCGUGCAUGGCGGCCAUCUUGCUUCAGGCAACUCGCCCACUCAUAACAUUACAGUUUAUGGUGCAUGUAGCAUGUAAAUAACCAUAGAUUGCUUAAUUUUGAACCGAUUUUGGUUUGGUUUGUAACAAAGCUCAGUGUUUUAGUUAUGUUCCUGCAUACUCAAAAAUAAUUUUUACCAUGGAUUUUCAUAAAUAAACAUUAAACAGAUAGGUAGAGCAAAAGGUAUAGGCCUACACACCCAAGGCAGUUAUAUAAAAUCAUUUAUGUAUACAACAUUUAAUCAUUCGAUGUAUUUUAUAUUAGUUACACUUCUAAUAUAGGAAUAAGUAUAAUAACAUAUAGCAAUAACAUAUGUAGUCAUUUUCAAUAUAAAUAUCUGUCUAGACUAUCUGCCAGAAUGGUAUACUGGAGUAAGAUGGCCGCCGUGGAGGGACCCCAGUGAUUCCGCCUCGAGUCAUCUAGCCUUUCUUAUGAAUAUCUAUGGCAAACACUUUAUACUCUCACUUUUAGAGAGCGGCCACAAUGUCUGUCUUUAUCACAGUCCUUGGAAACAGAAAGAGUCUCUUUUAAAGCUAAAAAUUUGGAGCUAACACGACUGUAACAGCAGCUACAGUUGAACAGCCAACAGUCCAGCUCCUAUUCGGACUCUACUCGGGCUAGCCAACCAACGGCUAACCCGUUUACUUUUAGCUCAUUAAGCUAACUAACAGUACCGAUGCGGCUCGUUUUCGCCUUACUUCUUUAGAUUUUCGCUCUCGUCACGACGUCUUAAAUCGUUUUAGAAGUUAUCAUCCUUAUCUCUGGAUGGAGCCGUCUGGUUGUAGUAAGUUAUGUGCGUUAGUAGUGCUCCACACAUCCGGUCUGUGACGGUUAGCCGAACCAUUCAAAUGAAGACCGACGGCCGCCAUUGGUCGCCCGAUUUUAACAACAUAACAUAAAUUAAAUAAAGUUUUAUCACUUUUUUCACUCAAAUAGUCAUAAUGUUGUCUCAUUAUUCAUAUAUUUAUACUCUAUUUAACAUAACGUUAAAAAAGUGUAUUUUUUGCCUGAAGCAUUGUCAGUAAAUUCCCAUUCAGACUGUAAUUUCUAACCAAACCCAGUCUUUUUAAUGAAAAGCAUCUGGUUUAUUACUCAGGCUGUAUUUUUAGAGAUUUCUACCCCAGUUUAAAUGGCAUGGUUGCUUGAGGUUAAAAUCUGUGCCUGUUUGGCGUAGUUUUUUUCUUUUUCUUUGCCACAACAAAGAUCACAGCUGGGGUUUGGGAUCUCUGGAAACUGGAUAUCAACAUCUGCGCAGUUUGAAACUUUUAAUCUGAUUCUGGAAAAGAAGAGGAUUUUUAGGAUUUAUGAAGACAUAAUUCUAUCACAACAUGUGAUUAAACUGUCUGAGAUUAUGAAAGCUGUAAUGGGACACUGGAUGGGACCCAGUAUUGCUAAAUUUGAUGGUAUGAAAACGAUUAUGAAAGGACACAGGGAGUUCAGAGGAAUUGUGUCAAGCUAAAGAAGUAUAUUUUACUAGAAAAAGUGCAUUUUUCCUAUGGUGAAUAUUUUUCUGUUUCUUGAUUUUCAGGCUUCAGCGUCAGAGAGCCAGAACCUGCUCCCAGAGCACCUGAGCCCGUGUCACAGGGAGAUCCAAGUACGGCCCAUAAAACCCAACCAUGCUUAUGAUUUAUAUAUGAUGGCUGCACCUUUGGAAUUAGUGCUUAACAUUUUUAUUCACAAUCCUGCAAACAAUUAGUAUAAAGAAAUUAUUUCAGUUCUCCCAUAUUCCAAAUCUGUGGUUCAUUUAAAAAAGUAUGUGGAUACCUUUUGUUGUCUGCAUCUGCAAAGACAUUUUUCUGGAUUGCACCAGAUUGUUCUCAUACUGUACAUUUUUGACACCAGCUACAGUAUAACCUGUUAGUGAGGAGGCAUGGAUUAACUCAGAAAUAAGUGUUAAAAUUCACACAUGUGCUUGUAUGAUGUGAACCAGGCCUGCCUGUUCACUGAUGUUUUUAGAAGAUGCUAAAGACCCAGGCAUGUGCUGGUGUGACAGACCUGUUCAGUCCUGCUUCAAAGGAGCUCAAUUUAACACUGAGAUGGUCGACUACAAACAAUGAUAUUGAUGUUAAAACAGUCCAUAAAUCUAUCUGCUUCUGCAUCACACAGAGUGAAAUCUGUUGCCAGGAAAAACAAACUCAAAGUUCACUCUGACAACCAAAUUUUGCACUACAGCGGUAAAAAACUAUUACCUUUCUGAUGAAACACAGCUGAUUUAGACAAUGAUCUUCUUCUUGUUUAUACCUCAGCUGUAGCAGCAACUAGACUCUCAGAAUAAACAAAAAUACAAUUAAAUCAUUACAUAAGAAACCUCAAAGUGCCUCUUUAAAUUGGCAAGUGUAUGUGUUUACCAAACAGUCACCUGUUUUUCUAAGAAAAUACGUUUAUUUGCCACAAUUUUGCUCCAGUGAGCCGAUUGAGAUCAUGUCUCCUUUUGGGAUAAAUUAUGUAUUACAAACAUACAGGUGAAUCUGCUAUAAACUUGUUACUCGUGUGUUUUUUGCAGAUUGUAAGGUGGACCUGGUCUUCCUGAUGGACGGGAGCUGGAGCAUCGGGAAGAGGCGCUUUAAGAUCCAGAAAGACUUCCUGGCUGAAGUCGCUCAGGUCAUAAAUGUGGGCGUGGCCGGACCUAUGAUGGGAAUCAUCCAAUACGGGUAACUUCCACUGGUGUCACCUGAGUGAAGUGUGCAAAUAUACUUAAUAUACACUUACUUUACAAAUCUGUGCCCACAGAUUAAUAAUCUCUGCAAGGUCGUUUUUAAUCCAUCAGCAUGGGUUUGUAAACUGUUGGAAAGUCCAGUAAGAAAUACAUUAUAGUAUUAAAUCAACCCCAAACUUCAAAUGAAUUAGAUUUACUAGGCAAAUGUGCUUACCUUGGAAAUACUCUGUUUCUCGUGCACAAACCUGUGCCCACAGUUUACAAAACAGUGCCAACAGUUAACCACAGUUUAUGAGGCAGUGCCCUCAGAUUGAAAUAAUCUGGUAUGGGUUAUAAAUCUGUGGGUAUGAGUUAUGAACUGUGCACAGAUUUGUAAACAGAGCACACAGCCUGUUGAACCACCUCUGUAAAAGUUGAGUUUUUCUCCAAGUCCACACUGAACUGGUUAGUUUGAAUUUAUUGUUAGUUUGUUCAAUGUUUAGUCUCAUAACGGAGGAGUAAGAGCGAGAACAAAAGCAGCCACAAAGUGCCCACGCCUUAUGCCUGCAGUCCAGCUGCAGAUGCUGAUGGUUCUGUGGGAUGUCACUGUGGCGAGCCAAUAGAGCCAUUCAGGGUAAUCAAUAACAGAUGACAUCUCUGCAGGUGGAGACAUUAAUAACAGGUAUUUCCUGUAGGUAAUAGUUCCUAUGAUGUGAUUAACUUCUAUUAUUGAUUACUCUGACUGGCUGUGGUGGUGAAGAAGAUGCCAUCCAGUUUAUAAACCACCUGCUUACCCUCAUCCUCCAGAUUAUAGCAUACCGCCUUUUAAACCCAUGCAAACAGGUAUUUUACAGAGGGAUUAAUAACUAGUAUAAGUGUAAAAACUCGGUCCUUGUUGUGUGUGCAGGGAUGACCCGGUGACAGAGAUCAGUCUGAAGUCCUACUCCAGCUCCAGAGAGGUGAAGUCGGCCGUGGAUAAGAUCGUGCAGAAGGGAGGUCUCUCCAACGUGGGUGAGUGACCCACUACAGUAAAUGCCAACAAGCGCAAGUGUGAAAGUGAAAGGGCAGCAAUUAUCGCAUGGUUUACUAGCCAGGCACAUAUUCACAUGCAAGGAUGGAAUUAAAUCUAAAUUUGCUGUGAGACACUGUUAGCUAAAUUACAGUCCUGUGUCUGUCAGCCUUGUUUUUUCCCUCCACUCUGACGAAAGUGCAUUUUGGUUUUAGCGGGCCGUGGGGGUCAGCUUUGGAGGAGAAGUGCUGUUUUUCUGCUUUGGUUGGUGCGUCAGAGUGCGCCCGCUGCCACGUGUCUUUAUGACUUGCUAAAUUCUGCAUUCACAUCCACAUAACUGUUUGUGUUUGCCCAGAAGUGCUCUCUAAUCAUACAACACUCCUAAGAAAGGCCUCAGCUGUUCUGCUAUCACACUGACCACCACCAACAAGACUGUGUUUGUUAGAGGACAGCUCUAUUUUUGUGAUACACGCUGUCGGAGCAAUGCAUCACAUGAAGACAGAUGUGCAUGUUUUUGGUUUUUAUAGCAUACGGUCAUUAUUUCAAGGUUUUGUUUCUUCCAGAGGGCAUAUGGGGAAGUGAUGGCUGAUCAUGCACAUAUUUUUGGUUAUGUCCCUACAUUCAGACCUCUGGGGGCCAACAAAAAUCUUUAAAUGUCAUGAUGUUUUUAGCAUUUCCAGCCCUCCAUCUUUCACUUAUCUCUGACAGGCGUUUUAAAAAAGCACACUGUCCCCCCAGAGAGAUUUUAAAAGCUGUAAGAAAACACUGGCUCAAAAAACAAAAAAAAAAACACAAGCCUCGUAAGUAAUUUUUGUUUACGCUUACAGCUUCUGUAAAAUAAUGCAAGAUUUUUUUUUACUUCCAAUAUCAACUGCUUUGUAAAAUAUACAGUACAUGAAAUUAAACCAAAUAAAUAUGAACAUUUUUUUUCAUUCUCACCACACUCCAAAUCAGAUGCUAGUUCUGCACAAAGUUAAAAGAUGGAAUAUGCUUUGACAGUUUAUAAAGUUUUAUCAACAAUAGUGUGUAAACUAAAUAUGACAGAGGUCAUAUCAGCUAAAACAGAUCAAUAUUUGAAUUUUCAAUCACUUUACAUGCACCAGUUACUCUGUAUUUAGCCGAUAAAGCUUCAUUUCACUGCAUCAAAGUAGGAGAUGUGGACGUAACAGUUAUUUCUGGUUAUUCUCUGCAGCUGUUCAGGAUUUACAGUUAAAAAGAUUCUUCACAUAUUUCAGGCUGCUGUCUUUGGCUGGAUUCUUGAAGCCUCCUUCACUGUUGCCAAACAAAAAAUUUACAAAGUUGCCCUUUCUGCUCAUGUACAGCACUGACACCCAACAUUUUAUCUCAAUAUUUGUUUUCAAAAUAAAAUAAUCUGAUUUCCUGCUUCCUAAUUUAAAUUUGCCAUUCAUUACCAACGGAAAACACUCAAUAAACUAAACAUGUGAAAAACAGAAAACUGCCUCUCCAAACAGACAUGCAGCUGGAAAAAAGGAACUCAGUCCAUCUUAGAGAAGAUUUUUUCAGGCUGUCUCUCUGUUUCAUGUCAAACACAGUCCAUGUGUAUUUUAAUCCAGUUUUGUGAAAACCAGAUUUCUUCAGCUUGUCCUCCCUGAGUGACUUCCUGUAUUUGAGCCGCAGGCUCGUUUGUAGCAUCAUUUUAACCGCCUCUCUGCUGCCCCCUGGUGUCCUGACAGGGAAAGCCCUCACCUACAUUAACAGACAAUACUUCAGUGAUGCAAACGGGAACCGAGGAGGGGCUCCUAACGUGGCCGUGGUCCUGGUGGACGGAUGGCCCACAGAUAAGGUGGAGGAGGCGUCUCGGCUCGCUCGAGAAUCUGGUAUCAACAUCUUCUUCGUUACCAUCGAGGGUCCUGAUGAGAACGAGAAGCAAAACCUGGUGGAGGCCAACUUUGUAGACAAGGUGGGCAACAUUCAGUGGUUCAUUUAUUUACAGAGUCCAGGCAGCGUCCCGGUCCUUCUGGAUCAACAAUAAGUCUUUCUCCUUUCUCCUCCUGCAGGCUGUGUGUCGCACAAACGGCUUCUACUCCCUGCCGGUGAGCAGCUGGUUCGCUCUGAGAAAAGCCGUGCAACCACUGGUGAAGAGAGUGUGUGACACAGACCGCCUGGUGUGCAGCAAGACCUGCCUCAACGCCAACGACAUCGCCUUCGUCAUCGACGGCUCCAGCAGCGUGGGGACUGGAAACUUCCGCACCGUGCUGCAGUUCGUGGCCAACGUGACACGGGAGUUUGAGAUCUCUGACACGGACACACGGGUCGGAGCCGUGCAGUACACGUACGAGCAGAGGCUGGAGUUCGCCUUCGGUCAGUACAACCACAAGAUCGAGCUGCUCAACGCCAUCAAACGCAUCAACUACUGGAGCGGAGGGACCAGCACUGGCGCCGCCAUCACGUACGCAGCAGAGCAGCUGUUCAGCAAAUCCAAACCCAACAAACGCAAAAUCAUGAUCGUCAUCACAGACGGACGCUCCUACGAUGACGUCAGAGCUCCUGCACUGGCCGUGCAUCGCCAAGGUCAGAGGUCAAACACAACACAAUCUGAAAAACAGGACAGUUUGAGGCAGAUCAGUUUAGAUUGAGGUGUUAGAUGCACUUUUGUCUUGGUCACAUGUGAUGAAUCUACAUUAUUUACAGUGUGAUCAGGCUCUGCUGUCCACAGCGAGGUGUUAAACAGUGUGUUUGAUGUGACUAACACAUGUGAAGACCGUAUAUCUACAUGUGUGUGUGAUCCUCUCUCACCUCCUGUUCUCCAGGUGUGAUCGCCUACUCCAUCGGCAUCGCCUGGGCGGCUCAGGACGAGCUGGAGUACAUCGCCACCGACCCCGACAAAGAGCACUCUUUCUUCGUGGACGAGUUCGACAACCUCUACAAGUUUGUCCCCAAGAUCAUCCACAACAUCUGCCAGGAGUUCAACUCACAGCCCAGGAACUGAGGACAGACGGGGUCGGGGGGGCGGGUUAACGUCUUAACAGAACUCUGAUUGUAAAUUUGCUCACUCUGUCGCACAGAUGGCGGCGCUGGAUUGGCUGCAGCACCUUGUAUUUGAACAGGGAGGGGUUUGAAUUUAGGUGAGGACUGUGGGAUUGGACUAAACAAAUCUUAAAGUAAAACAGCAUUUGGUCCCAGAUUUACAGAUCGUACCGGGGUGAAAGGGUUUCUGGACACAGCGGCGUGUGAAACCUGCUGUGGGGCCGUUUAAUCUCAGAGCAAAAUAAUAUUCAAUAGUAAUAAACAAUAAGCAGAGCUUUACGAAGGGUCAACGAGCUCAAACUGAAGGCUUUAUUCAUGUUUAUGAAUUUAUAUAUGCUUCCAAGUCAAGGUAAAGUCAUUAUGUAGAAGUUUGAGCUGAGUAAACACUAUUUUUGAAGAUUUAAUUAAUCAAUCACUCUGGAGUAUCAGACCUUUAAGGGCCUGUGUCCACUGACAGCGCCGUUCUCCUGUUCGUUACCAAUUUACUGUGUUGUGUUCAGCACUCGGGCUGAAAUAGCUUAACUUUUGUGCUUGUCAGUGUCCUGUCUCCCUCACUGACCAAUCAGCAUCAAGAAAGGGAGGGACUUAUGAUUUCAACCUUAACAACAGGAGUGUUGGAGGAGAUUUUGCUGUGACUUCCAGACACAAUGGCGCCCCCUUAUGGUCCAAUGGAUAGGUGAAACAGGGAGGGAUGGGUCUCAGUUUGUAAGAGGGCCUUAAGAGACCUGAUGGAGGUGUGGUCCUGCUCAUGAAACUUUCCCAUAUAGCACCCUAAGUGGGAGACAAUCACAGCAACCCUGGAAGCACAUCGUAAGUGGUUAAAGCUGUACAGCUAAUGUGGCGCUCUGGCAUUGAGGUCAAAACGGUGUUAAUGGACACAGGCCCUUAAUGGGACUACACAUUACCUACUCUGCACAAAUGUAAAGAUCCCUGAUGAGUAAUGUAUAAACCUGAAUAAAGCCCUCACACUUUACAGCUCUAAGACCCUUCAUCGAGCCUGCUGUUGAAGAAAGUGGUGCCAAAGUAAAUAAACAUUAAGCUACUUUACCGGGACAUGGUGCCCGCAGAGAAAUGUAGAUUUAAAGCAUGCCUAGCACUUCCUUUUAUGGCUUAACAUCCAUUAACCUCGUACUAUGGUGCCUUAAAUACAGCUAUCUGUAAAGAGGAGGAACUUUCUUAGAAUCGGUGCAUUUGGAUCUCCCUAAUAGGAGAGAUUUUAUAGUUUGGGACGAUAUUAAAGUUCCCCACAGAGACAACAGCGCUGAUAUUGCUGUUAGCGUGUGCGGGAGGUAAAAUGGGGCUGAUGUGCAACCAAGUUGACGUAAAAAGCAACAACAAAGACGUGGAGCUUGAACAUCAGAAAUGUGUCCUCUCCGGCUUGUUGUACAACAUUUUGGUUGCUUCAAACAUCACAGGCAUUUUUUUAAAGAGUAUUUAUGAUUUCUCCCUGUCAUGUCCAGUUUGUACAUAUGCAUAUUAAAAAAGAAACUUUCGCUAAUAAUGUUCAGAUAUUUGAUCAAUAUUUUUUUGCAAUUUUUAAUAAAAUAAAGAAAAUGAAGACAA